Molecule: messenger RNA, 1566 nt
Organism: Fusarium redolens
Lineage: Eukaryota; Fungi; Ascomycota; Sordariomycetes; Hypocreales; Nectriaceae
Product: Spherulation-specific family 4-domain-containing protein
Exons: 2
Coding region: 1-1566 (521 amino acids)
Molecular function (GO): protein binding
Source: RefSeq, a predicted model, not a curated record
AUGGUUGCACCGGAGUGGGUCACCAAGGCUUUUCAUCCCAAGACCGCGGGCCUCACCGAGGUGCGAAACCAGAUCCUCGAGGCGUGGGGCCGCGAUCCCCCCGAGAAUCCCAACGGUGGCGGAGGCGACGGAGGCGGCCAAGAUGGCGUCAAUGGCACCCAAAUUACCAUUGCUUCCUACAUCAACCCCAUCGCAGACCCUGGUGCGUGGGACAGGUUGAUCGGCUACCUUUCGUCCAAGCUCAGCGUCCUUGUCGCCAGCGUGGUCAACGGCCCGGACUCUAAGGUCGACUCGGACUGGAAAAAGGUCAUUGAACGGGCUGCCGCUUCAGGCAAGACCAUCAUCGGCUAUGUCCGCACGGGCUAUCUCCGCGUCAGCCAUCAGAAGUUCAAAACACGGCUGGGAUCGCUUGAGCUGGCCGACUGGACCGCCCAGAUCGAAGAGGAUGUCGACGCAUGGUACUCGCUCUAUGGAAGCAGCAUCGGCGGCAUCUUCUUUGACGAAGGCUGGAAUGACUGCGGCCCGAACAAUAUUUACGCCAACUUGUACAUCCACAUCGAUCGUCACACCAAGGCCAAGCACCCGGGUGCUUUCACCGUUCUCAACUCCGGCGCCACCAUGCCUAGCUGCUUCGAGCGCACCAUGGAUACGCUUAUGACCUUUGAGAGAAGCUACGAGGACUAUCUGAGCGACUACCAAUCCAACGGCUGGCCCGUGAGCGACACGCGCAAGCUCUGGCACAUUGUGUACCGAGUUCCCGAGUCUGCUGUGUCGCACGUCGCGCAGCUGGCUCGUGAGCGUGGUGCCACUCUGCUCGAGAUGACCGACGACGAUGUGGAGAACCCUUACGACAACCUGCCGGCCGACUCGUACAUGCUCUCGUCCCUGGCUGCUGUCUCCGGAGGCAGGCCUCUGAGAGAGAAGAAGUCAUUUAGGUCUGGAAGCGGUGCUUCGACGCCAGGGUCGCUCACCUUCACAAAGUCCGACUACAGCUCUGCGCACCUCAAGUGGUCAGCGGCACUAAAUGCCAUCGGCUACACCGUCUACCGAGGCGGUCAAUUCGUGGCGAGCGUGCCCGCGUCCAUGACUGAGGUGACGGUCGGCGGCCUUGAGCCGGGGAGCUCCACGACCUUCUCAGUAGCCGCGAUAGGAGGUGGUGGCACGGAGUCGUCACAGUCCAACUCGGCGACCGCAAGCACACAGUCACUGCCAAACGGCAAGACCAUCAUCAACUACAGCUCUUCGCCGUCGGGUGGCUCCGCCAUUAUCAAAGCUGACGUUCUCGUGCCGUAUGUCUUUCAUGGAAUGCGAUGGCCCGUCAACACAAAGGUGGACGCGUACGUCUGCACCAAGUAUAUGGUCGAAGGCACAAAGUUCUUCAAGUACAACGGCAAGACGCCGCCAGGCUUCACCAGCGCCCCCUGGGCUUGGGAGAAGAUUGCCGAGGACAUCAACGCCGACAUCUCGGGCUACACGUGCACGUGGACCUUGCCGAUCGGGACAAGCAAGAUCGACACCAAGAAGUUCUCCUGGACCCACUUCAAAUGCCUUUUCGCCGGACCCUAG